AUGACUAACUAUUUCUCCCCCGCUAAAGUGGUUGAACCUGUGUGGCCGCCCCAAUCGCCCCGCGCGGCCCUCUUGAGUUCGCCAGCCGGACGACGAAAGUACCAAGACAUGCAACGCACCCGAGAGAAUAUGACAUCGCCACUGAAGCGUUCAAGUACUACACCUAAUCUCCGAUCAAAAGCGAGUCAAAUUGUGGACGAAGAUGAUGGGGAAGAGGAGGACGAAGAAACCCUGCAGCUUCAGCUAGCCGAGAUCAAAGCGCGACUGAAAUUGAAGAAACUCCAGCAAAAGAAUCGUGGAAGGUCUAGUUCGAAUCUCGACGACGAAGAUGUGCGACCAAAUUCCGCAAUUAGCGCUCUGCGAACAGAAGACCGCGGUGCAACACCAAGAAUCGCCAACGGAGUGAGGCAAAGAACGAGCAGCGAUGGAAUCCAGGUUCCGGCAUCACCUACCAAACGAGAACUUCCUCCCUCCGACCCAAUAUCACCUCGGAGGUAUGUCAUGGGCAUUGAUAAGGGCUGGAAGGCCAGUGAUGUAUCCUUGAGACGACCUCCAAGACCCGACACUCGACCAAGUAGUCAUAUGGGAUUUCGAAACGGUGCUACACCGCGCUCGAAUGACAUAUUUGGCUCGCGGCCCCAGACUUCUCCCUCAUCAACGGGAGGGCUUAAUCGAAUAAAAAGUUUUAGCGAGAGAAUGGCGGAAGGCAGAGCGGCUGAGAAGUCUCGACUGGAGAGAGCAGAAAGGGUCCAGGCUAACCGCAGUUCGGCUUUUCAAGUCGACAAAUCGGAAAUUGAGGCUUUCAAAGCUGCAGCUUUGGAUACAAAGCAUUCCCCCCCGCCGUCUUCAUCAAGGGAGCGGCCUAUGGAAAGCUUCACGCGUGAGGAUAUUCUUCGAUCUAUGGGACAGGCCCGCCCAUCCGGUCUGCAACGCAGUAAUACAACUCCGAGUGUUCGGCGAAUUGAGGACGGUGGUCACAACGAAAGACCAUAUCAUCUACAUAGACGAACUCAUACAGCAGAAGAGCCAAAUUCAUCCCAGAAACUAGGCCAAACAGAUGAUGCUUUGGUGAAGUCCCCGGAUUCAUCAAAAUUCGAGUCCUACUCAGCACUGCAUCUAUCAAGCCGAGUUCUUCCGCAUUCUUUCUUGGGCCGCACACUCGCAGAUAAGAAGGUUAUGCGCAUCCCCGAUCUACUCAAAACCGUCAAGGGGCCCGCAUUCGAGCUCCCAGAGGACAUCGAAGGGGACUUUGUGGUAUUUGGCAUCGUUGCGUCCAAGUCUGACCCCAGGGACAAGAAAGCUCCAGGAAACUCGUCGACUAAAGAACUGGACCCUUAUGAUGAUGGACUUAGUAACACGAACAGAUAUAUGGCCAUUACCUUGACCGAUCUGAAAUGGACUAUUGACCUCUUCCUUUUUGACACUGCUUUCCCCCGUUAUUACAAAAUCUCGGAAGGGACUCUCGUCGCAAUUCUGAACCCAACAAUCAUGCCUCCUCCAAAGCACAAGCUGGACACAAACAGAUUCAGCCUGUCCCUGUCCUCAUCAGAUGACAAAGUCCUCGAAAUUGGCAAGGCACGGGAUAUCGGGUUUUGCAAGGCUGUAAGAAAAGAUGGAAAGACCUGUCAAUCCUGGAUAGAUGGUCGAAAGACCGAAUUCUGUGACUUCCACGUUGAUAUCCAGAUUCGGCGCACUCAGGGCCAACGCUCGGGGGUUAAUGCUGACACGGGUAUGCUUGGUCCUGAUGGUAAAUCCGGCUCGCGCACUGGAUUGUAUGGGGGAGCUAGGCGACCGGCUUCUUACAAGCAAGGCAUGAAGUACGACGGUCCCCAGUAUGACAUGGGAUCCCAAUCGCUCUACUACGUUGCGCCCUCCAGAAACCGCGGAGGUCAUACAUCUUACAACCCCAUGGGAGAGUCAGCAGCAAGCCUGAUUGAUGCACAUAACGAUGGCUUCGUCGGCUCAGGCAUGUUGGGCCGCGGUAUGGAGAACAAGGAGGAACGAAUGCGCAGACGUCUUGCAACACAACAACGAGAGCGCGACAUCACCCAAAAACUAGUUUCCGGCCGUGUCGGUGGCGUGGGUGCCGAGUACCUUCGCACAAGAACCGGCAACGAGAGUCCGAACAAAGAAAAAGCACCAGGCACCCCCUUGCUCAAGAGCCCCACGACAACCGGUAUGGAUAUGGCUACCUUCGGCAAAGCAAAGAACGUCCGUUUAAGCCCAAUGAAGCGUGCCCAUGACAAGCCCCAUGGUAGCGGGAUUAAGAAGACGCGGUUCAUCACUUCAAGGGGAAUCAAGGAGGCUGGCCGGGAGAGUCUGGGCGCGCCAGCUGAGUCCACGCCCAGUAGGAGACAGAUAAUCUUGGAUGAUGACGACGAUGAUGAUCUGGAGUUCAUUUGA
Messenger RNA from Penicillium griseofulvum, 2403 nucleotides. RefSeq names its product Mcm10/DnaG-type zinc finger protein. Gene Ontology annotation, biological process: DNA replication; DNA replication initiation. The coding region runs from base 1 to 2403 and encodes 800 amino acids. NCBI's taxonomy places the organism in Eukaryota, Fungi, Ascomycota, Eurotiomycetes, Eurotiales, Aspergillaceae. Gene Ontology annotation, cellular component: replication fork protection complex; nucleus. Gene Ontology annotation, molecular function: single-stranded DNA binding; DNA replication origin binding. The transcript has a single exon. The record is from RefSeq and is a predicted model, not a curated record.